Messenger RNA from Betta splendens (Siamese fighting fish), 4079 nucleotides. It is a transcript of the gene slc7a4, whose product is annotated as solute carrier family 7 member 4. The coding region runs from base 461 to 2446 and encodes 661 amino acids. The transcript is spliced from 5 exons. Gene Ontology annotation, biological process: amino acid transport; transmembrane transport. Gene Ontology annotation, cellular component: plasma membrane. Lineage: Eukaryota; Metazoa; Chordata; Actinopteri; Anabantiformes; Osphronemidae. The record is from RefSeq and is a predicted model, not a curated record. Gene Ontology annotation, molecular function: amino acid transmembrane transporter activity.
CCGCCGCUUUUCUGCCUGCACUGAUGGACGCGUCGUCCCGCUAAAUCACACCUGCUUCCGGCGGGACCGACGCCGCGUCGCUCUCCUCUACAUCCAGCAGCGGCAAAGUGUCUGAAGCUGCGUCCGUUGCCAUUUUGUUAUGAAUUAUUAAUAAUUUAAACGACGUUUGUUGGUUUUUUGCACAGUACAGCGCGUCCGUGAAUGUUUUCUAUAAAGCAACGCGUCGCUUUUAUCAGUCUACUUCUUGUUGUGGUGGGAAUAAGGCGUUACGUAAUUGCAGGAGCAUCCUGUUGUCGCCAUACGCCUGUUAAAGCAGGAAUCUGAUAUUCCACCGCCCGAACCGACUAGAAGAACUAAGCUGCUCUCAUGACAAGGAUAAAGAGGUCGGCUGCAUAAAGAGGCCAUGGAGCCGGUCUAACUGUUGCGACACCGUCCACCUGGCCCGUCUCACCCCGUAACCAUGGCGACGUGCCAGAGCGGCUGCGCGCCGGCCGUGCGCCUGUGUCAGCGACUGAACCGCCUCAAGACGCUGGACGAGGACAUGAUGGCGACGUCGCUGAAGCGCUGCCUCUCCACGCUGGACCUGACCCUGAUGGGCGUCGGCGGCAUGGUGGGCUCCGGGCUCUACGUCCUGACGGGGACCGUGGCCAAGGACAUGGUGGGGCCCGCCGUCAUCCUGUCCUUCCUCUUCGCGGGCGUGGCGUCCCUGCUGGCGGCGUUCUGCUACGCCGAGUUCGGGGCGCGCAUCCCCAAGACGGGCUCCGCCUACAUGUUCACCUACGUGUCGGUGGGGGAGGUGUGGGCCUUCCUCAUCGGCUGGAACGUGGUCCUGGAGAACAUGAUCGGCGGCGCGGCGGUGGCGCGCGCCUGGAGCGGCUACCUGGACUCCAUCUUUAACCACGCGAUUCAGAACUUCACCGAGACGCACGUCAUGCAGUGGAACGUGCCCUUCCUGGCCCAUUACCCCGACCUGCUCGCCGCGGGCAUCCUAAUAGUCGCCUCCUUCUUCAUAUCCUUCGGCGUUCAGGUGUCCUCGUACCUCAACCACAUCUUCUCCACCAUCAGCAUGGCGGUGAUCGUGUUCAUCCUGGUGUUCGGCUUCGUGCUGGCCGAGCCGGCCAACUGGAGCCAGAAGGAAGGCGGCUUCGCGCCGUUCGGGCUCUCCGGCAUCCUGGCGGGCUCGGCCACGUGCUUCUACGCGUUCGUGGGCUUCGACGUGAUCGCGUCGUCCAGCGAGGAGGCCAAGAACCCGCAGAAGGCCGUUCCCGUGGCGACGGCCGUCUCCCUGGCGCUGGCGGCCACCGCCUACGUCCUGGUGUCCACGGUGCUGACCCUGAUGGUGCCGUGGCACUCGCUGGACCCCAACUCGGCGCUGGCGGACGCCUUCUUCCGCCGCGGCUACAGCUGGGCUGGGAUCGUGGUGGCAGUGGGCUCCAUCUGUGCCAUGAACACGGUGCUGCUCUGCAAUCUCUUCUCUCUCCCGCGCAUCGUCUACGCCAUGGCGGACGACGGCUUGUUCUUCUCCGUCUUCGCGCGCGUCAACCCCGUCACCAAGGUGCCCGUCAACGCUAUCCUGGUGUUCGGCGUCCUCAUGGCCACCAUGGCGCUCAUCUUCGACCUGGAGGCCUUGGUCCAGUUCCUGUCCAUCGGCACCCUCCUGGCCUACACCUUCGUGGCCGCCAGCGUCAUCGUGCUGCGCUUCCAGCCCGACAAAAGCGGCCCCAAAGGCAGCGCCUCGCCGCCGCCCCGCCCCGACGCCGAGCCGGCGCCGGCGCCGUCCGAGUCCCAGACCAUCGCCGAGGACGGCGGAGAGCUGAAGCAGUACGAGUCCUUCUCGGACAAGCUCCAGCUGGUGGAGCGGCAGGAGAGGGGGGGGCCGCGCGGGCCGGGCCGGCUCCGGGCCCGCUGGGAGCCGUACCUGGGCCGGGUGCUGGGCGACUGCGAGCCGGGCGAGGUGGUGGCCUUCUGCGUGCUGACGCUCAUAGUGAGCGCCGCGUCGCUCUGCGCCGUGCUGGAGUUCGGCACCCAGCAGCUGCAGCUGCCCGUCUGGAGCUUCUCCCUGCUGCUGGUGGUCUUCAGCUCGGCGUUCGUCCUCAGCCUGGUCCUCAUAUGGGUCCACGAGCCGCAGGGCAACAGCAAAACAUUCCAGGUUCCUCUGGUUCCAUUGACUCCAGGUGCCAGCAUCCUCAUCAACGUGUUCCUCAUGAUGAAGCUCAGUCCCCUGACCUGGAUUCGGUUCACCGUGUGGAUCGCUGUGGGCCUCCUGGUCUACUUCGGCUACGGGAUCUGGCACAGCAAGGAGGGCCUGCGGGAGCUGCAGCCUAAAGACAUGGCCGCCCGCUACGUGGUGCUGCCCAGCGGGAGCCUGGUGGAAACGGUGCAGUCGGUGCAGCCCGACGGGCAGGCGGACGCGUCGGCUCACGCCGAGCACGCGGGCAGGAGAUGAUGCGUCGCGCCUGGCGCUACCGUACCUGCCUCUCCUCUUUACUACUGCUGGUACUGCUGCUCCCGUCCGUGUGUGAAUAGCCGUUUGCUCUGCUGAUGUAAGCGCACCGCAGGUCAGGAUGCACGCUCUCUGUCUCGUAAAGCAUAUUUGUAUAUCUUGUGACACUCCAGUGUACAGCACAGAGCUUUAUUACUGUCCUCACAUCACGUAGCGACGCCCUCUGACACGAGCUCAGUCCUCGCAGCCGUCCCAGUGUGAUCGAACCCACGCGCUUGUGUGCUGUAUGGUGCUUUUUUGUGAGACUCACUGUACUGAAGUUAUAUGUUCUCAGCGGAUCAUUUUAUCAUUUUAUGCAGAUUUUGAACUGGAAAACCAACCUUCACUACAAAUGUUACUAGGUCGAUGAUGUCCCACUGCAUUUUUGGAGAUGUCACCGUGCAUGUUCUCAGUGAAGCUGUGGCUACUUUCACCUUCCUCUCAUUUUUCAUUCUCCUCAAAGCCUCAGGAGAAGUGACUGCACUGCCUGUAGAGACUUAUGUUGAUCUCUGUAUUUAUUUUCUAUUUAUUUUUAGCUCCAGGUUUUUUUGAUCUGUCAUUUUUCUGUCUCCUACAUUGUGUAAGGAAGUCCUGUUUUUUACUCGCAUAUAUUAUCGUCCAUAAGUCUUCACCUUUUUUUUACUUUACUUAAUCUUUCAGAUCUCAUCCCAUGACCACCUUCUCUUGCACUCGGGUGGGUUUUUCCCACGGACCUUUAGGCAGCAGCUCCUCCCUCCUUCUCUCCCCGUUGUCAUGAGAUUAUGAGAAAUCAAAGCACACAGAUCACUGUAUUGUAAUGCAACUGAUUUCAAGAGUAAGCAGAAAUCUAAUUGGAUAUUUAAAUGAAGCACAAUCCUGUUCAGUGAAAACAAUCCUGAUACACAGGGCAGCAGAGCAGCAGGCAGACACUGGCUCUGUGAAAUCUGGGAUGGGCCUCCGUAAUCCCAGCAGAUCUGCAGCUAGUCUGCAGCUUGACCUACAUUAGAGAAAGACACAUGCGAGAUUAUACUGAAAACAUUCCCACAGCAUCCGUCGUGUCAACAAAUGGAAUCGACGCUCUUUUAUAAAGUAAAAAUCUUUAUUAUUUAUAUUUUGAUUCACUUCAGUUUGUGUUUGCAUGUGUUACGUCAGAAACCAAAUGGCCUUAAACACUCUGUAAUCAAUGCUGAUGGAUUUCCAAAGCUCGUGUAGUCAGUCUGAAUGAUUUAAAUGUUCAAAUUAUUAGUGUGUUUCUUAGACGCCACGCUUUCUAGUAAUAAACCAAAACACAAACCUGGAGGGUUUGAUUCAAGAUGGUUUUGUACAACCUUGAAAAUGUUUGUUUAGUGUCGCCGUUCUGCUUCUGUUUUCUGCACCAGUGACAAACAUUAUGACUGUGGUGCUCUUCUUAGCUGAACGCCCUCCCACCUCUUCUCUCUCUUUAUUUGCCAGGAAGCACAUUUAUAAAAGGUCCAGUACUUUUACUUCUGAUUAGUAUGAUACUCUGUUCUUGCAGAAUUAUAUCCCUUUCUGUUUUAGUCUAUGUCUGUAGAAAAUGCAAAGGACUGUGUUACAAAAAAAUAAAUGUUUUGAAAGCAGCAUUUACAAAAAUCUAAAA